Messenger RNA from Eublepharis macularius, 1719 nucleotides. Its product is annotated as quinone oxidoreductase-like protein 2. Gene Ontology annotation, cellular component: mitochondrion. NCBI's taxonomy places the organism in Eukaryota, Metazoa, Chordata, Lepidosauria, Squamata, Eublepharidae. The transcript has 10 exons. Bases 76 to 1203 code for a protein of 375 amino acids. The record is from RefSeq and is a predicted model, not a curated record. Gene Ontology annotation, molecular function: oxidoreductase activity.
UUGGGAGAAAUCGGAGGAGAGCCGGCCUGGCGAGGCGGCCAAAAGCGGGCGCAGUUUCUUCCCCCUGGGGGGGGCAUGGCGAGAGCAGGCGCACGGCUGGGGCUGCGCUGGCAGGCGGGUGUCAGGAGCGCGGCCCGGGUGGAAAGCUGCAGGAGGAAUGGAUUUGGCCAAGAACCGCUAAGUCCCAUCUCUCUAAGUGGCGUCAACUUCCUGCAGCAUCCAAGGGCCUAUCGGGCAGCUCUUUGUACUGAGCUGACAAAGCCGUUGGUUGUAAGGGAUGUCCCAUCUUCUUCCUUGCAGUCUCAUGAGGUCAGAGUUCGUGUCCGUUACUGUGGAGUAAAUUUUGCGGAUAUACUGGCUUGUCAGGGUCUUUACCAAGAUAAACAUUCCCUUCCAUUCACCCCAGGAAUGGAGUUUUCAGGGGAUGUGUUGGAGACUGGAGUGGAAGUCAGCAGUGUGAAGGAGGGGGAGCGUGUGAUUGGUGUGGCUCACACCAAAGCUCUGGCUGAGGAGUACGUUGCAGAUCAAAAGUUGCUCUGGAAAAUUCCACAUGGAGUUCCUUAUGAAGAGGCUGCAGUGUUGCCCGUCUCUUAUGGGACAGCCAUUUUGGCCCUGGAACAUAGAGCUCACACACAGCCAGGGGAGACAGUUUUGGUUACGGCAGCAGCUGGUGCCACAGGACUCGCCACUGUGGAUGUUGCAAGCAGUGUCCUUAAGGCAAAGGUAAUUGCCGCAGCAGGAAGUGACAGGAAAUGCAAUCUGGCUCUCCAGAAGGGGGCGUCCCAGAGUGUGAAUUACAGCCGGGCUGGCCUGAGGGAGGAACUGAAAAAGCUCACAGCCUAUAAGGGAGUUGAUGUGGCUAUUGACACCAUCGGUGGAGACAUCUUCAAGGAAGCAUUGCAUAGCCUGGCUUGGGAAGGCAGGAUCGUGGUGGUUGGUUUUGCUGGGGGAACUAUCCCUUCUAUCCCAGCCAACUUGCUGCUUCUGAAGAACAUCUCUGCCCUAGGACUGUACUGGGGCCGGUACAGGGACCAGGAUUUCCCAGUCUUUUCCUCUGCGCUCUCUUCUGCUCUUCGGUAUUGUCAAGAGGGACGAAUCCAACCUCAUGUAGGAGCAGUGUUCAAACUGGAGGAGGUAAACGAAGCCUUUGCACAUGUGACUCAACGUAAAUCUACAGGAAAGGUGAUCAUCUCAGUUAGUUAAGCCUGGUUUUUUUGUGUGCAUGGACAUCAGCCCUUGCUUCUUACUGCUCUUGCCACCUUCUCAAAAGACAUGGGCCCUCCUACCAUGAAGUCUAAAGAAUUUUCUAAAUUUGAUCGUAUGCAAAAUUACUUUGGCCCUAAGCCCAUUAAAAUACAUGGACUUAGACUGGAGUAACUCUCGAUAGGAUUGUACUGCAAGUGGCCUAGGAAUUUUCAGAGUAUGAGAGCAAAUGCUUGCCUCUUGAACUGUGCAACACCACUACAGCUUCCAUCAGCCACGCAGAAACCAACACCAGCACGGCCUUGUCUGGUCUAACUUCAGCUUUCUUGAUAUUUACAAGUGGCGCAUCAGUGACGCAGGAUAAUAUACAAAACCUAGCACACCUUUAUCCAGUAUUGAAGUAUGUAAGCCCAGACCAUUGGCUUACAGAGUGGGCUGAAGCCACACAAAGCAGUUUUACCAUUGAAAUUCACAGUGUAAGCAGUUUGAAUGGGAGAUUGUCUGGGAAUGGUAGGC